AAGCACAUCUAAAGCAUUAAUAUUUGGAGUAUAAAACGUAUAAAUUAUCCUCUGCUGGUUCUUUUCCGCUUUUCUAAGCCUCCCCUUUUUCCUUUCCUUCUUUCUCUUUCUCCAUUUCUCAUUUAUUGUUUCUCUCUCUUACAUUUCGUUGGAAAACCGCCUCCCUCCGCCGGGAAACAGCUAUUUUCACCGGCGAGUAGAGUCUCUGAUUCGCCGGAAAACCACUAAGCUCUUUGGUAUUGAUCAUUUCCUGUUAUAUGUUAAGCAUUUCUUUAUCGUGGCUCAAAUUUGGAUCUUCGAGUUUGACUCGGUCCGGCGGAGUACGCGGCGCGUCGUGAGAAUGUGGCGAGUUUGGUUGGCGUUUGAUGUUUCGGUUUAAUAGCAAAUGGUGAAGAUCGUGAUCUAGGGUUUGGUAUUUGCUGAUUUUGCGCUUUUGUUGUUUCUUCCUUCUUGUCUCCUUUGGAUUGUUUCGUUUGGUGAAUUGCUGCAAAACGGAGGCGUGCAAAGAACCAUUGCGGAAUGAGAUGGUGGAAGGAAGGGUGUGUUUGUCUAAAGAGGCAAAAAAUGGGCUAGAGUUUCUGAAGCGUAAAAGGCUUCAGCGCAUAAAAUCAGAAACUGUCUCUGGGACAUCUGGUGUGACAAAUCUGAUGGCUAGAAGUGGAGGAGAUGCUUUGAGAGUUUCAGCAUCAUGUGGAAUGAGAUUACCUGGGAAUGCAGAAUCUAUUUCUAGUUCAAAUGGUGCUUCAAGUGAGAGGGACGUCUUUUCAAAGCGGAAGGUCAAUAAGUUUGACACUAGUGAUCUAGAAUGGACAGAGAAAAUUCCAGAAUGUCCUGUAUACUGCCCUACAAAGGAAGAGUUUGAAGAUCCUCUGGUUUAUUUGCAGCAGAUAGCUCCUGAAGCUUCAAAAUAUGGUAUAUGCAAGAUCAUUUCCCCUUUAAGUGCUACUGUUCCUGCUGGAGUUGUAUUGAUGAAGGAGAAUGUUGGAUUCAAGUUCACAACUAGAGUACAGCCUCUUCGUCUUGCUGAGUGGGAUACCGAUGACAGAGUGACCUUUUUCAUGAGUGGAAGAAAUUAUACAUUUCGUGAUUUCGAGAAAAUGGCGAACAAGGUGUUUGCUCGUAGAUAUUGUAGUGCUGGUUGUCUUCCUGCAACAUACAUGGAAAAAGAAUUUUGGCAUGAAAUUGCUUGUGGGAAGAUAGAAAGUGUUGAAUAUGCUUGUGAUGUUGAGGGUAGUGCCUUUUCUUCUUCUCCCAGUGACCCGCUUGGAACUAGCAAAUGGAAUUUGAAGAAACUCUCACGGCUGCCCAAGUCCAUUUUGCGUCUUCUUGAAACAGCAAUUCCGGGAGUAACUGACCCCAUGCUUUACAUUGGAAUGCUGUUUAGUAUCUUUGCUUGGCACGUGGAAGAUCAUUAUUUGUAUAGCAUUAAUUAUCAUCACUGUGGGGCUUCAAAAACUUGGUAUGGCAUACCUGGUCAUGCUGCUUUAAAAUUUGAGAAGGUUGUCAAGGAACAUGUCUACACUAAUGAUAUCCUAUCAACUGAUGGUGAAGAUGGAGCUUUUGAUGUGCUUUUGGGUAAAACGACACUGUUUCCUCCAAAUAUUUUGUUGGAACAUGAUGUUCCUGUCUACAAGGCUGUGCAGAAGCCUGGGGAGUUUGUAAUUACCUUUCCAAGAGCUUAUCAUGCUGGAUUCAGUCAUGGUUUCAACUGCGGUGAGGCUGUGAACUUUGCUAUUGGUGAUUGGUUUCCUUUGGGGGCUGUAGCAAGCUUGCGUUAUGCACAUCUCAACAGGGUGCCUCUCCUUCCUCACGAGGAACUUCUGUGCAAAGAAGCUAUGCUUCUCAAUACAAGUUUAGAACUGGAAGAUUUGGAAUAUUCAGCGGCAGAUUUGGCCUCUCAUCAUUCCAUUAAGGUUUCAUUUGUAAAGCUGAUGCGUUUCCUGCACCGGGCACGUUGGUCUGUCAUGAAAUCAAGGGCAUGCAGCAGUAUAUCUCCAAAUUAUUAUAGAACUGUUGUCUGCACUCUGUGCAAACGUGACUGCUAUGUUGCUUUCAUUAACUGCAGCUGUUACUCUCAUCCUAUUUGCCUGCGACAUGAUAUUAAGUCACUUGGCUUCCCAUGUGGGGGCUAUCAUGGUCUUUUCUUGAGGGAUGAUGUAGCAGAGAUGGAAGCUGUGGCCCAGAAGUUUGAGCAGGAAGAUGUCAUAUCAAAAGAGAUUGAGCAACAAGCUGAAAAUGGUGAUGACUUGUAUUCAUAUCCACUGUCAAAUUUGUUCCAGACUGAUGUAGAAGAUGGAUACUUUCCAUAUUGUGACAUUAGUGUUGUUUUGAAUCCUGAGAUUGCUGCAAUAAGUACAACUACGGGUCAACCACUAGAACAUAUACAGCCUAAAAUGAGUCAUGACACUGGUAAUUUUCGAGCUGAACUGACAGAUGCAUUCUCUUCUUUUGCUGCAUCAACAAUCUGUUCUUUUGUGGAGCAAGUUGGAUCCUCUCCUAAAAAUCAGGUACAGGGGCUAGCUAACCUAGGAAACACUAAUGGUAAAGGGUUAUCUGAAGAAGUCUCUCGAAAUACAUAUGAAUCUUCUGCAUCCUGUUUGUGUCGUGAAGAUCGUCCAGGUAACCAUCAUGGCAAUGUUCAUGAACCAGAGAGUAGGUCUACAGUGGACCAAGACAGUGAUGGGUCCGAUUCAGAGAUAUUUAGGGUUAAACGACGUUCAUUUUUGAAGAUUGAGAAAAGAAAUGCAAAUGACACCAUGUCAUCAAAGAACUGUGAACACCAGGGGCUCAAACGAUUAAAGAAACUCCAACACGAAGGAAGAUGUGGGCAAUCAACAUCGUCUGAAGGCUGCAGAACUGAUGAACCAAGUCGCAAUAUUAAUUCCACUUCUGACUGUAAAGAAGCUCCAGAGAAUGCUGUGAAGGAGAGGUUUGGAAGAGGAGGCGCCCUUCCCAUUUCUAUCAAGUAUAAGAAGUUGGGCAACGAGGAAACAAUGAGUAGGCAGCGAGAGCACCAGAGAUAUGAUAGGUUCCACCACGAGUUUGGAAAGAGCACGAGGGAAACUGCUCCUCUAGAGAUUGGGCCAAAGCGCCUUAAAGUCAGAGGCCCAACAUCCCUAGGUUCAGAAAGCAGAUUGGAUUGAAGUUGAUAGGUUUGCAGAAACUGAUGAGAAAUCUGGUUGGUGUGCAUCAUCAUCUGGAGCCUGACUUUGCUAACUUCAUUCCCUCUAAAAUGGAGUUCUAACAACACUGAAAAUCCAAAUUAAUUGAUUCAGGGAGAUGCAGCGAAGAUUAACCAAGCGUAGGACAAUUUUUAUUCUUUGUGCAGGCCUCAGAAACUGGGGACGAUUUGCACGUGCAGUGAUUCUUGUGGUUCUCGGGCCGGGGUGUUUUUCCUUCUUUGGCAGGAGAACCUUCCUGCAAAAGCUGAAAAAAAGGAAGUAGAAAAAUUUGGGUUAGUAACUUUUGUAAAUUUGAUUCCAUCAGUCAAAAAUUAAUUCUUACAGAGGGAAGUGGGCAUUCCCACUGUUUCCUCAAAAUUUAAAACCUUUGCUGCUUCCCCUGCUAGGUUCGUUAUUCUUUUUGUAGCAGUGUAUACUACUUAAAAUAAAAUGCAGAGAAAUGCCCUUUCUCUUUUC
Messenger RNA from Theobroma cacao (cacao), 3638 nucleotides. Its product is annotated as Transcription factor jumonji (jmj) family protein / zinc finger (C5HC2 type) family protein. Gene Ontology annotation, cellular component: nucleus; chromatin. Gene Ontology annotation, molecular function: histone demethylase activity. The record is from RefSeq and is a predicted model, not a curated record. Gene Ontology annotation, biological process: chromatin remodeling; regulation of gene expression. NCBI's taxonomy places the organism in Eukaryota, Viridiplantae, Streptophyta, Magnoliopsida, Malvales, Malvaceae.